Pogona vitticeps (central bearded dragon) is the source of this 290-nucleotide messenger RNA. Lineage: Eukaryota; Metazoa; Chordata; Lepidosauria; Squamata; Agamidae. The record is from RefSeq and is a predicted model, not a curated record.
AGAUUUCGUGAAAAACUGCCUUCUUAUGGAAUGAGAAAGGAGCUUGUUAACCUCAUAAACAGUAGUCAAGUAACUGUUAUAAGUGGUGAGACUGGUUGUGGAAAGACUACUCAAGUUACCCAGUUCAUAUUGGAUGACUAUAUUGAGAGAGGGAAAGGCUCUUCUUGCAGAAUUAUAUGUACUCAGCCUAGAAGAAUCAGUGCUAUUUCAGUAGCGGAGAGAGUUGCAGCAGAAAGAGCUGAAGCAUGUGGUAAUGGAAAGAGCACAGGAUAUCAAAUUCGUCUUGAAAG